GUCAUUCCUGUACGUAGUAGCAGACGGCCACGGGUUUGACAGCGAAAGCUGAUCAUUGUUUUUCUGCGAAUCUGGCACAUUGACUGACCCCUCCGCCCCAGUCAGCUACGAUGAUGAGAACGGCAGUGGUGUGCGUUUUGUUGGCGGCGCUGGCGGCGACCGACGCCGCGAGCUACUACAAGAGGCACCGGCACCAGCAGGGCUCCAACUAUGCGGACUCUGUCGGUCGGGAGGCCUGGGACGUCCAGCAUCAAUGGAACACAGAUGAUGAGGACCUGACCAGGGACACCUGGCAGCCUGAGAUAGCUGUGGAUGAUGCUGAUGCAAACUUUGUUCAGGAGGACCCGUGUCGCUGGGUGAAGUGUGGCCGACACAAAGUCUGUAUGCCCAGCUCUGACGGGUCUGUGGAGUGUAUCAGCAAGAAGAAGCUGGGCAAUGGGAAGAAGUGGUCCAAGUACCAAGAGAAGAAGAAGGACAGGUAUGGCUGCACUCCAUGCCCAGUUGUACGCCCUGAACCAGUCUGUGGCACUGACGGCGUCACCUACUCCUCAAAGUGUAAACUGGACUAUCAGGCUUGUGUGUCUGGCAAGGAUAUCCAGGAGGAGUGCACUGGCAAAUGCCCCUGCAAACCCCAGAUCCCAGAGAGGAGUGAGAUCAUCACGCCUGACGAGGUUCAGUUCCAGGCACCGCUGGAGGACCACAUCCCGCUGGACCCCGCACAGGAGGCGGACGAUGAUGAUGAUGAAGAUGAAGAUGUUGAUGAUGAUGAUGAUGAAGAGGAGGAGGAUGAGCCUGAUAACAAAGUCUGCAGCACUGAGGAACUAGAGGACAUGGGCAACCGCCUGCUGGAGUGGUUCAAAGUGCUCAGGAAGAACGACGAGAAGGAAAAGCCUGACACCACCAAGAACGUACAGAUAUGCUACGAGCCGGCUGUGGGCUGGAUGUUCAGCAAGCUGGAUGUCAACUUUGACCUGUUCCUGAGUAAGAAGGAGCUGUCGCUGAUCGAGUAUGACGAGUACGAGCACUGCAUCACGCCCUUCAUCGACAGGUGUGACCGCAUCAAGGACGACAUUCUCUCAGCCAACGAAUGGUGCUCAUGUUUCGAGGAAGCCAAACCACCAUGCUUUGCUGAACUGGACAAGGUUCCUGUGGCAGAAGUGAACGGACAACGGAAGUUCUUGUUGGGUGCGUACAUCCCUCGGUGUGCUGAGGACGGUUACUACAUGACAGAGCAGUGCAACGGCCCGUACUGUUGGUGUGUGGACAAGCACGGCCAUGAGCUGGAGGACACACGUACCCGGGGACAUGCCGUCUGUGAUGCUAUUGGAGCUGAUACUCCUCUAGAAAAGAAAGCUGAUGAGGAGGAGGCAGAGGAGGAGGACCAGGUGCCUGAGGAGGAAGAGGAGCCGGAGGAGGAGGAUGGGGGUUUUGAGGAAACCACUGAUGACGAGGACUAUACCGAUGCAUCUGGAGAUGACUAUGAAGAGGAGGAAAUUGAACCUUAAACACCCUUACUUUACCUUCACAAGCACCAAUACCUUUGGCACAUGUAUAUCUGACCCACGUUUAUGCAAAAUGAAAUCAGCAUCAUGGCAAUGAUUAGGUCAGGAAACUUUUAACUGAGGAACAACAAAUGGUUGGAUACAAAAUGAAUACAUAAUGCCAAGUAGGUUCCUGAGUGCCAGGAUGUACUGUAGUCUUCACUAUAUUUCCUACCACCAAGUUAAGGGGUUACCGACAGGUCUAUGGUCAUAUCUAGAAGCAGUUUAAGAAUCGGGACAUUGGCCAGUACCUGUACAUAAACAAUGUACAAGUUGUGGGGAUAUGGAUUUGUAUAGAAACUACAAUUGUAGAUGCCAACUUUCAAAUACCAAAACUGGAAGACGAAGUCAUUUUGUAGUAUUGAGCUGUAACAGUUGUAGAGUUUGACUCCAGAACACAGGAAAUCGUUUUUAGGUUCUAUAUAAGAUUUCUUUAAUAAGAGAAAAACCGUUAGACAUGGAAGUGUCCGAGAGAUGCUUACCACCCAAUUAUCUUGUACAUGUAACUUUAUAGUUUAUCUUUAUAUGUAAGCAGGAUAUAUCACUCAAGUCUUGAGAUUAUGCAACUGUGGAUUAUGUACAUUUUACAUCCACAAGCUCCCAGUCACCACCAGUAUAGCAAACUGCAUUCUUGUAACUAAAAACAGUUUAAAUAGAAUGUGAGACAAUAAGCUGCACUAUGAAGUGACGUCUUUCAUGCAACAAAGGCUUAUGUUAUAAUUAUAUAGUAGGCAAUUUGGCGUGGACGGAUGUAUGUUUUGUGAUAGUCAUCUGGCAAAAUGGUUUAUCUAAAAGAAUUGAGAGUUUGACAUAGUUUUAGGCAUUUAUACAUAUAUUGCAUAGACUAUUGUUGUCUAGCGACUUUUUGAUAGCUGCUACUAUUAUUUACCUACCUGUGUAGUAUAAUAAUCCUGAUUGUUGAAACAGUAAACAAUGAAGCCAACAUUAUGAAGUGCACGCUGCAAAGAUUGGAACUCCAGUCAACUAACCAUCAUGCAACUGUUAUAUUUACAUCACAGUGCAUGUUGCGUAGUCUUACAACAUGGAAUUUUGUGUUGGUCUCCUUUGUACUGAGCUGUGUCUGUCAUAUGAAUAUUACCAUAUGAUUGUGAGUAUGAUUGUGAGAAUGUCAUUCUUCCUUUUGAGAUAAACCUUUCUUGUGUGGUGUUGUUUUAAUGUCUUAUUCAAUAAAAAUUAAGGUGAUCACAUGGG
Messenger RNA from Branchiostoma belcheri (Belcher's lancelet), 2753 nucleotides. Its product is annotated as testican-2-like. NCBI's taxonomy places the organism in Eukaryota, Metazoa, Chordata, Leptocardii, Amphioxiformes, Branchiostomatidae. Gene Ontology annotation, molecular function: calcium ion binding; protein binding. The transcript has 13 exons. Bases 111 to 1505 code for a protein of 464 amino acids. The record is from RefSeq and is a predicted model, not a curated record.